UGGCUGCUCUGCAGGCACCACCAAGCAGCCUGCGUUGGGUCUUUCCCAGAGCUCCCGCCUUUGACAUGCCUGCCCCGGUGCUGGCGAUGGUGACCGGCCAGGUGCUCCCGGCCUUCCUGCUCUGCAGCACACUGCUGAUCAUCAAGAUGUAUGUGGUGGCUGUCAUCACCGGCCAAGUGAGGCUGCGGAAGAAGGCUUUUGCCAACCCCGAGGAUGCCCUGAGACACGGAGGCCUCCAGUACUGCCGGAGUGACCCGGACGUGGACCGCUGCCUCAGAGCCCACCGGAAUGACAUGGAGACCAUCUACCCCUUCCUGUUCCUGGGCCUCGUCUACUCCUUCCUGGGGCCCAACCCUUUCGUGGCCCGGAUGCACUUCCUGCUCUUCUUCCUGGGCCGCAUGGUGCACACCGUGGCCUACCUGGGAAAGCUUCCAGCGCCCACCCGCUCCCUGGCCUACACUGUGGCCCAGCUCCCCUGUGUCUCCAUGGCUCUGCAGAUCGUCUGGGAAGCGGCCCACCACCUGUGACCAGCAGCCGAUUCUUCCUCCGCUGCCAGAACACUGGCCACGAGCCACCACGAGCCGUGGAGGACUGGGCAUCCCUUCCAGAUUGGGAUAGGCCCCGGGGCCUGGUCUCCUGGCAACCUGCUAAGCAUGGAUCCUGGCCCAGCCCACCCGAGUGUGUGUGCAUACAUGUGCACACACGUGUGUGUGCGUGACCCUUGGACUCCUGGGUGAAGUGGCCCGUUGGAACCGUUUAGAGAUAGGUCGUCAAGAUUGAGAGACAACCCCUCCACUCAGCAGCACCGAAAACAUCACUCCCUCUUCCUACGAACCGGAAGAGGGAGGGGAGACUAAGUUCAAGUUCAUAAACCUAAUGACAUCCGGAUCCAGAGCUAUAAUAAAUACAGACUUCUCAGACCCACCCCAGAGGUUCUGGUCUGGCCAGUCUAGAGGGGGGCCGGGGCACCAGCAUUUUUAAAAGGCUCCCCUGUGAGUCCCAGCCACGGCCAGGCCUGGGAGCCACUGCCCGUUCUCUUUAGAGGACGAGGACCAGGCGGGGUGGGAUUUUGCGAUUUCUCUUACAGUGGGAGUUUAACGAGGUGUCAGUGGGCUACACUCCUUUGUGCCCUGUCGACACCUCCCUGUGUCCCCCACAUCCCUCCGCUGGGUUCUCCUCUCCUGGGCACAGGUGCCGAUGGAAGAGGCCCACAGUGGGGUCGAUCUUAUCUUCCUGAGGCUUCAGCCGCUGCCAGGAGCUGUUAGUCAACAAUGAGGAGCUUC
Molecule: messenger RNA, 1283 nt
Organism: Pteropus alecto (black flying fox)
Lineage: Eukaryota; Metazoa; Chordata; Mammalia; Chiroptera; Pteropodidae
Gene: PTGES
Product: prostaglandin E synthase
Exons: 4
Coding region: 66-527 (153 amino acids)
Biological process (GO): prostaglandin biosynthetic process
Cellular component (GO): membrane
Molecular function (GO): prostaglandin-E synthase activity
Source: RefSeq, a predicted model, not a curated record